Plasmodium knowlesi strain H is the source of this 4374-nucleotide messenger RNA. Its product is annotated as SICAvar, type I (fragment). NCBI's taxonomy places the organism in Eukaryota, Apicomplexa, Aconoidasida, Haemosporida, Plasmodiidae. The record is from RefSeq and is a predicted model, not a curated record. The transcript is spliced from 9 exons. The annotation marks the transcript as partial.
GGCAACGCCCUAUGCAAUCGCCUAGGAUGUAUAGAGAACUAUUUGAAGGCCUUAGAUGGACAAAAUGCAAGUACCGCUACGGACAACUUCUGGACGGAGAAUGAUGGCGCCGUGGCAACACUAUGGAAAGAGUUGUCCGAAGAAAUGGAGAAGAAUGGCACACAGGAUCAGACGGAAUGUGAAGGAUUGCAAAAUCCAUCUGCCGUAGCGGCAUGCAAGUAUUUGCAUGCCGGCUUAAAGCAACUGUAUACGGCGUCGUCGUCGACGACGACGUCGUCGGCGCCGGCAGGCGCCGACGUCUUAAAGAACAACCCAUCGUUUAGACAAACGAUGGGUUGUUUUUUACUUCACGCUUAUGCAAAACACAUGAAAGAAAAAGCAACUUGUCUUAUUGAUGAUGGUAUACAGAAAGCUUUCACACUUGGGGAGGAACUCAGUAAAAGUGGUGGUAAGGGCAGUAAUUGCACUAAUGGACAAUGUAUUCCGUGCAAAUGGGAAGAAGAAAAAUUUGGCGAAUGCCAAAUUAAAACAAAGGACAAUGGCGAUCAGGAGAAUGUUGAGAAAAAAUUGAAGGGCAUCAUUGAGGAAGACAAGGACGACCACAUUAAGACAAUGGCAAAGAAAAUAAACGAAGUGACCCAACUCUGUGACCAAGUCAAAUGUGUAACGAAACGCUGGAUGAGUCAUAAUGGCAACACGAACAACUGGGGUAAAGUAUGGGAACAAGUUCCAGAGCAGCUUAAGGCUCUUGCCGAAGCCACUAAGGAAGAGAAGAGGAAGGAAGUGGAAACUAUGAAGUUCUGCAGCGGUCUCAAUGAGAAGGGAGGAAAGGAUGCUUGCAUCCUUAUAGCAGCAGGAUUAAAAAACCUCUACGACAUCAAGGAAGAUAAAGCCAACGGUAACGACCCCGUUACGGCAUCGUUCCAGAGAACGAUGCAAUGUGUUUUAUUAAAUGCCAUUGCAGAUAAAUUAGAAAGUAACGACUUUCCAUGUAAGGAUGAAAAGAAAGUAAAGGAUGGGAUAAAUAAAGCAUUUGGGGAGAGUGAAAAAAUUAUGGAGAAAGGUAACGGUUGCCAGAAUAAUGAUAAAUGUUUUAAGUGUCCGAGGUUUACGAUAUCUGAUGAUUGCAAAAUUAAAACAAAUGACAGCAAGGAACGGCCACUGAAGAACGAAAUUGACUUAAGGUUGAAGGAAGAUAAUCUUGCUAAUAAUAGUUCCUUAUCGAAGUCUUCUCUUAUCAAGACCAUAUGUAAACCAUGUACUGGGGACGAGAACAAGGAUUUCUGUAAACAGUUCGAGUGUGUAGCACAGAAAUGGAAGAAGAAUAGAGGAAAGCCGAACUACGAUGACCUGAUUGUUGACUCCCCCUGGCUCCUCACGGGACCUCUGGGUGGAAUGAAUAAUGGAACGAAGGGGCCGGCAGCUGUCAAUGAGUACUGCAAGGACAACAACGGUAAAGAGUGGGGCACGGACGCCCAUGGCACGGCAAACAGGAUCGCCUGUGAGCUCGUUGCAGGCGGUUUGCAGUACAUAUCUAAAAUUCAGCAAUCCUAUUCGACGAAGGACGACAAUAAUCCUUACGAUAACCAAGAGUUCAAACAGUUCGUUUCCUGUUUACUGUUAAAGGGGGUCGUACAGAAAAUGAAGAACGAGAGUAUAAUUUGCAACAUAGACGAAGGAAUUAAGGCCGCUUUUUUAAAGGCAGACAAAAUUAAAGACGACCACUGCCAGAAUGGUAGACCCUGCAUUGUUUGCAAAUGGACAGACGAGGACUAUGACAAACUUGGCAGUUGCACCGUCGACCGCGCCAAUGUCAAUGUAAAGGAGAAAUUGGAGAAAUUAAUCACGAUGGACAAGAAGACCGAAGUCAACAAAACCUUGGAAUCAAUAACAAAAGCAGGCGGGAAUAGUGGCACUUUAUGUCAACGACUCCAAUGUUUAUCAUCAAAAGUUGAAGCACUUAAAUUGCAGGGACAAUCGAACACGAGUGCGAGCACAUUUUGGACAGAGGAUGGCGACGUUGGCAAACUAUGGAAAGAACUGGCAAAAGAAAUGAAGGAUAAAGGUACACAGAACCAACAGGAAUGCAGCACAGUCGAUAGUAAUAGACAACCCACCGACCCAGAAAAGAGGGCAUGCAACCAUCUUACAGCAGGUUUCAACAAACUAAAGGAAAUUCCAUCGAAUGCAACUUCAAGCUACCCCAUCUUGAAGGACAACCCACUGUUGAGACAAACAGUGGGUUGUUUCCUUCUUAAGGAAUAUGCAAAGAAAAUGCAAGGUCAAUCCACUUGUGUUAUCACUUCCGGUUUAAAGAAAGCUUUCGACACUGCUUCCAAUGGUUCAGAUGGAAUACAAUGCAAAUGGGAGGACAACUAUGACGACUGCAACAUUACCUCAACUGGCAACACGCAAACUCCAGUAACGAACAAAUUAGAACACGUUCAGGACAAAAUUAAGACCGCCGCAGAAGACAACCUAAAGAAAAUAAAUCACAUGGAUAAGUUAUGCGACUAUAUUAAAUGUGCCGCACCUAAUUGGUUCAAGAGCAAACUCUCCCCAACCACGACUGGAGUUGGUAGUAGUGGUACUCCUGCUACUCCAACCAAGACUUGGUGUGACUUUUGGGAGAAUGAAGGCGUCAAACCUAAACUGAAGACGAUGUUCGAGAAAAUCAGUAGUGAAGGUACAGGCGGGACUAUAUAUUGUAAAUAUUUCGGUGAUGGUAAUGAACGGAGCGUUGAAAGAAAAGCAUGUAAUCAUAUCAUAGCAGGAUUAAAGCACAUUAAUAGCAUUACAGGGGGCAAUAAUGGUGACUCCCAGAAGGAAGCCAAGCAACUGUUCGAAAGAACAGUUGCUUGUAUUGCUCUUAACAUGUACGCUGAUGAAAUUGUUAAAAGAUCGAAGGACAAAUGUCCCAUUGAUGAAUCUAAAAUACAAAGCAUGUUUGAUUUCUGGAAUCGAACUAAUAAACCUCCGUCUUCGCCUCCAUGUAAUGGUGCUAAUACUAAUGAUUGUUUUAAAUGCACAAGGCACGCUGACUUCAGUUCUUGCAACCUCCUGGUUGAUAAAGAAUUAAUUGGAACACCAAAAUCUGGUCCAAGUACAACUUGCAAUGAUAACGACAACAAUACCAAUAAGAAUGUCUCCAAAAAAAUCGACGACUUACUCAAAGGGGAAUCUAAAAUGGAAGAAACAUUAAAUAAAAUAAAUGAAAUGGACACUUUCUGUUCUGAACUCCAAUGUGCAGCAAGGAAAUGGAACUUUACAGAAAACAAUAAAGGAACAGCACCAUCUUGGAGCGACAUAGACAAGGACGCCAAGGAUGAAUUAACGAAACUUAUAGAAGAUAUGAUGCAACCUUCGAAGCAGAAGGACGUUGACAAAUACUGCAAAGACAAGGAAAAUGAAUGGUAUAAACUUGGCCAUAAACAAAGCAAAACAAAUAAAGCAGCUUGUUUACUUUUUGCUUCAGGAUUAAAGCACAUUUAUGGCCGUGCCAACGGCCAAAAGAAGGAUAGGUUUAAGGGCCCAUCGUUUGAACAAACGAUGGGUUGUUUAUUUCUUAAAGAAUAUUCAAAACAAUUGCAAACAAUGGCAAAUGAGAAGAAAAAAGGACAUAGUUGGGUACAUCCUCUUUGUGACAUAGAUAAGGGCAUAAAACAUGCUUUUGAUAAAAGUAAAAACAUUAUGGAAGAAACAUCUCCAUGCAAUAAUGGUAAUAAUUCUUGUUUUGAAUGCACACAAAAGGAAGAUUAUUAUAAAUGCAAAAUUGGCGAUGAUGAUAUAGGAAGUAAAUCUAAUGAAUUGUUCAAAGACGAAGCGAAACAAACCCAUUUGCAACAAACAUUAGAGAAUACAGUCUGUCCCAUCCUUCUUACGGAUCUCCUUACCCCUUUUCUUCCUUUGGCUCCUGUCUCUAUUGGUCUUUCUGCUAUGGCUUAUUACCUUUGGAAGUAUUUUGGUCCUCUUGGUAAAGGAGGACCACGUUUCAGAAGAUCUCCUGGUGAAAUUCCUGGUCCGUCAGUACAAGAACAAGUCCUCGAUCAUGUGGAAGAAGCUGGUCCACAUGAAUAUCAAUUGGUGAAGGAACGAAAACGGCGUUCUUCUCCAACGAGAACGAAACGUUCUGGUCGCACGAUUAUUGAAAUUCAUUUUGAAGUGUUGGACGAAUGUCAAAAAGGGGACACACAAUCGAACCAGAAGGAUUUUCUGGAACUUUUGGUUCAAGAGUUCAUGGGAUCGGAAUUUAUGGAAGAAGAACAGGUUCCUAAGGAAGAGGUUCUUAUGGAAGGGGUUCCAAUGGAAAGUAUUCCUUUGGAGCAGGUUCCAAUGGAACGUGUUCCAAGUUUAGGUUCCGGGUUUAUGGUUUAA